Molecule: messenger RNA, 1694 nt
Organism: Odocoileus virginianus texanus
Lineage: Eukaryota; Metazoa; Chordata; Mammalia; Artiodactyla; Cervidae
Source: RefSeq, a predicted model, not a curated record
GGGUGGUGGAGGCGGGUCAAGAUGGCGGCACCUUUGAGGAUUCAGAGCGACUGGGCCCAGGCUCUCAGGUGGGCUGAAAUAAAAUAAACCUUAUUACUACAACACCAGAUGUGUAAUAGGAAGAACACUGACACUUAUUGAGGAUCACCUUUGAGAGAACACAAGUCCAGAAUCAAGAAGAAGGACGAAGGGGAGGCCUGGCUGAGCUGUCACCCCCCAGGGAAAUCAACUUUGUAUGGCAGCCUAACUUGUCAAGGAAUUGGCCUUGAUGGCAUCCCAGAGGUUACAGCUUCUGAAGGAUUUAUUGUGAAUGAAAUAAACAAGAAAAGCAUUCAUGUUUCAUGUCCAAAGGAAAAUGUAUCUUCAAAAUUUUUGGCACCAUAUACUACUUUUUCCAGAAUUCAUACGAAGAGUAUAACAUGCCUGGACAUUUCCAGCGGAGGAGGCCUUGGUGUGUCUUCUAGCACCGAUGGAAGCAUGAAGAUCUGGCAGGCUUCCAAUGGAGAGCUCAGAAGAGUAUUGGAGGGACAUGUGUUUGAUGUGAAUUGUUGCAGGUUUUUCCCAUCAGGCCUUGUGGUUCUGAGUGGGGGAAUGGAUGCCCAGCUGAAGAUCUGGUCAGCUGAAGAUGCUAGCUGUGUGGUGACCUUCAAAGGUCACAAAGGAGGUAUCCUGGAUACAGCCAUUGUUGAUCGGGGGAAGAAUGUGGUAUCUGUUUCUCGGGAUGGGACAGCACGACUUUGGGAUUGUGGGCGCUCAGCCUGCCUGGGAGUCGUUGCAGACUGUGGUUCUUCCAUCAAUGGAGUGGCUGUGGGUGCUGCUGACAACUCCAUAAACCUCGGCUCCCCUGAGCAGAUGCCCAGUGAACGAGAGGUUGGAACAGAGUCGAAAAUGCUGCUGUUGGCCCGAGAAGAUAAGAAACUUCAGUGCUUGGGACUGCAGAGCAGGCAGCCGCUGUUCCUCUUUAUUGGCUCAGAUGCCUUCAACUGCUGUACUUUUCUCUCUGGCUUCUUGUUAUUGGCUGGUACACAGGAUGGAAACAUUUAUCAGCUGGAUGUAAGGAGUCCAAGGACUCCAGUACAAGUCAUCCACAGAUCAGGAGCACCAGUUAUGUCUCUGCUGAGUUUCAGAGAUGGAUUCAUUGCUAGCCAAGGUGAUGGAAGCUGUUUCAUUGUCCAGCAAGACUUAGACUAUGUGAUUGAGCUCACUGGGGCUGACUGUGAACCUGUAUACAAGGUAGCCACAUGGGAGAAGCAGAUCUACACAUGUUGUCGAGAUGGUCUUGUGCGACGCUAUCAGCUCUCUGACCUCUGACCCCUUGGGAAGAGGAGUCCCAAUAAAUGAAAAGGAUUGACUCUGAUCAACAGUGAGCAGAAACAUCAUCAGGGACCAUGAAACGACCAUGAGUGAUCUUUGUUGUAUUGGGUACCCUUCAGAAACAAUAGAAAGUCAGCUGCUUUGGCCCAUGUGGAGCUGUCAUUCCAUGACAAGACCCACUUUGAACUGAGUAAGAAGCUCACAUGUGCUCGCUGCAUUUGUCCCAACUUCUCCCUUAAACUCAGCCCAGCACAUAGGGCAGGGAAAUGGAUGCUUAUAGUGUGAUUCCACACUGAUUGUGUUCAGUGUUUACAAGGACUGGAGAAAUAAAGCCUGUUCUCUGGAGGAAAUAAAGAGAAUAUGGAGGAAUCUGAAUUUGA